Telopea speciosissima is the source of this 2328-nucleotide messenger RNA. RefSeq names its product probable disease resistance protein At4g27220. Gene Ontology annotation, molecular function: ATP hydrolysis activity; protein binding; ADP binding. NCBI's taxonomy places the organism in Eukaryota, Viridiplantae, Streptophyta, Magnoliopsida, Proteales, Proteaceae. The record is from RefSeq and is a predicted model, not a curated record. The transcript has a single exon. The coding region runs from base 37 to 2328 and encodes 763 amino acids.
UCAGAUCCUUCUCUGCUUCCGCCAGGCCUAGAAUCCAUGCAAACACUAGAUUUUCAAGUUUAUAGUUCCACCAAAUUAGCCAUGGAUCGAAUCAUGAAGGCUUUGAAGGAUGAGGAUACCAACAUAGUUGGUGUAUAUGGGAUGGCAGGAGUCGGGAAGACAACCUUGAUGAAAGAAGUGGCUAAAAAUUUGAAAGAAGAGUUUUUUGAUGUGGUUGUGAUGGUCACUGUCUCUCAAGACAUGGACUUGAAGAAGAUCCAAGGCAACAUUGCGGAGAACUUGGGCUUGCCACUUACAGAAGAGUCCCUGAAUGUGAGAGCAAGACGUUUAUCUAAUAGAUUGAAGAAGGAAAAGCGAAUCCUCAUAGUCUUAGAUGAUUUGUGGAAGCCACUAAAUUUAUUAGAUGACUUGGGAAUUCUAUGUGGAAAAAACUGCAAAGUGGUUCUCACAACAAGACAACUCGAUGUGUGUAAUCAAAUGAAGACGAAAUCUGAAGUUAAAGUAAAGGUUCUAUCAGAAGGGGAUGCAUGGGAUCUAUUCAAAUGGGCUGCUGGAAUAGAAGAUGAUGAUAUGCUGCAUUCGGUGGCAAAGCAAAUUGUUGGAGAAUGUGGGGGUUUGCCCUUAGCAAUCCUUGCAAUUGGAAGGGCAUUGAGAGGUAAGGACAUAUCUGUGUGGGAAGAUGAGGCUAGCCAACUCAAGAAGUCAAGCUCACUAUUAGAUAUCAAAGGUAUGCCGCAUGAAAAGGUUUUCUGCUCCAUAAAAUUGAGUUAUGACGCUCUUGCCAACGAUGCUACCAAAUCUUGCUUCUUGCUUUGUUGUAUGUUUCCUGAAGACUUCAGUAUUUCUGAGGAUGAUUUACUUCCUUACGUGGUGGGAGAGGGCAUGGUUGAAGACAUUGACAACCUUUUUGAUGCAAGGAAUAGGUUGCACUCGUGGAUGGAGAUACUUAAGGGAUCAUGCUUAUUAUUAGAUGAUGGUGGAAGGAAGGGAUGUGUAAGGAUGCAUGAUGUGAUUCGAGAUGUGGCCAUAUGGAUUGCAUCAAAAGAAGGUCAUGAUUUUGUUGUAAGAUCUGGUAGAGGAUUGACACAUUGGCCAAAUAAGGAAAAGCUAACGAAUUGCAAGCGACUUUCACUAAUGCAAAAUGAAAUUACUAAGCUUCCCAAUCAGCAGCUCCAAUGCUUUCAGCUUAUGACCUUAUCCUUAAAAGACAACAGGGCUUUGACAGAAAUCCCAGAUGGGUUUUUUCUAGGGAUGAUUUCAUUGAAGACACUAGACCUGGAGAAAACAAAUCUGUCUCACAUACCGUCUUCAUUGUCAUGCUUAACCGACCUUCGGGUGCUGCGAAUUAGUUCGAGUUCAUGUCAACCUUUCGAUGUGUCAUUGCUUGGGAAGUUGAAGAAACUUGAAAUACUGCACCUACCAAAUUCCAAUGUAUUGACUUUGCCAGGAGAAAUUGAAGAGUUUACAAAUCUGAAGUCGUUGAAUUUGGCAGGAAAUCCAGGCUUGACUAUUGUCCCAAAUGCUCUAUCGAGGCUGCAUCUGCAAGAACUCGAUCUUCUGGGUAGCUUUCAUGAGUGGGAGAUCGAAGGAGGAUCAGAAGAUGGCAGAAGAAGUAAGGCGUGCUUAUCUGAGGUUGCAUCUUUAUCUCAUUUGUCUAAACUAAAUAUAAAGGUGUCGAAUAUCAAAUGCUCAUCUGCAAAUAUCCCAUUUCACUGGGAAAAGUUGAAAUGCUUCUCAGUAACUUUGGGAGACGAUUGGCCUAUGGACAGUUCUGUCUAUGAGUUCAACAAUGUGGUGCUCAUUUCUGGAUCCAUCCAACCUCCUCCACUUUCCAAUUGGAUGGUCUUUUUGUUGGAACGAGCAGAAGGUCUACAGCUCAAACAGUGUGAUGGUCUGAAGUACAUUGUAAGCCUUAGUGGUGCACAGGGUUUGAAUAAAUUGCGGAUUCUCCAUGUUUACCUUUGUGGUGAUGUUGAAUUUCUUUUGAGUACUGCUGUCGAGGCAGAAGAUCUAGAGGUUCCAAGAAUUGCAUUUAAGAGUUUGGAAAAGCUAUACUUGAAGUCCCUACCCAAAUUGACAGCAAUAUGCUAUGGACAUCUUCCAAGUGGAUGCUUCAACAAACUAAGAUUCAUAUAUGUUCAAAAUUGUUUCAGUCUAAUUUGUGUCAUACCCUCUGAUUUGCUGCCAAACUUGCCAAAUUUAGAAGUACUCCAGGUACUGAAUUGUAGUAGGGCGACUGAGGUAUUCAACUACUCCAAGAGACUACAAGCGGUGCAGUCUACUUUGACGGAACUAAAACGAUUGGAUCUUCGACUUCUUAAAAAUUAA